GCAGUCAACGUUCGUUUGCACAGCUGGCUAGUUUUUGGAAAGGUGUUUGGCAUGGCCUGCCACUACAGGAAAACAACUGAUAUCCAGCUGCUAAAUACAGCCUAUACUGGAUAAAUCAAAAACCAUGAACCAUCUGAUUGCAUCUGAUCAACAAAAGCUCCUAGAUUUUAACUGCCUGUCCUUUACCCUGUCUUUUCAGACAGGAUGGCAAGUCCGGGGAAAGACAACUACAGGAUGAAGAGCUAUAAGAACAAAGCAUUGAAUCCUCAAGAGAUGCGUCGAAGGAGAGAGGAGGAAGGAAUCCAGCUACGCAAACAGAAGAGAGAGGAGCAGCUUUUCAAGAGGAGAAAUGUUUGUGUACCUUCAAAGGAUGAAUCAAUGCUGGAAUGUCCGAUCCAGGAUCCAGACAUAAGCUCCACAGUACCUGUUGCAGGGGAUGGGGUCAUAACUCCAGAUAUGAUUCAGAUGAUCUUCUCUGAAGACCCAGACCAGCAGCUUAUUGCUACACAGAAAUUUAGGAAAUUACUCUCCAAAGAGCCCAACCCGCCAAUAGAUGAGGUCAUUUCCAGUCCUGGCGUUGUGAAUUGUUUUGUGGAGUUCCUGAAGAGGAGUGAAAACUGCACUCUGCAGGUGAGAGCUUCACAACACAGCACAGGGUCUGUAUGCACAAUGCUAUGAUUAACAAAAAUAUAGUGCUUUUAC
Micropterus dolomieu (smallmouth bass) is the source of this 702-nucleotide messenger RNA. Its product is annotated as importin subunit alpha-6-like. The transcript is spliced from 4 exons. Gene Ontology annotation, biological process: NLS-bearing protein import into nucleus. Bases 205 to 678 code for a protein of 157 amino acids. Gene Ontology annotation, molecular function: nuclear import signal receptor activity. NCBI's taxonomy places the organism in Eukaryota, Metazoa, Chordata, Actinopteri, Centrarchiformes, Centrarchidae. Gene Ontology annotation, cellular component: nucleus; nucleoplasm. The record is from RefSeq and is a predicted model, not a curated record.